AGCUCCAUUCCAGCAUGUCCCAGUCAAUCCCAGCAUGUCCCAGUCAAUCCCAGCAUGUCCAGCACCAUCCCAGCAUGUCCCAGCUCCAUUCCAGCAUGUCCCAGUCAAUCCCAGCAUGUCCCAGUCAAUCCCAGCAUGUCCCAGCACCAUCCCAGCAUGUCCAGCUCCAUUCCAGCAUGUCCCAGUCAAUCCCAGCAUGUCCCAGUCAAUCCCAGCAUGUCCCAGCUCCAUCCCAGCAUGUCCCAGUCAAUCCCAGCAUGUCCCAGCUCAUCCCAGUAUGUCCCAGCUCCAUCCCAGCAUGUUCCAGCUCAUCCCAGCACGUCCCAGCUCAUUCCAGUAUGUCCCAGUCAAUCCCAGUAUGUCCCAGCUCCAUCCCAGCAUGUCCCAAUCAAUCCCAGCACGUCCCAGCUCAUCCCAGCACGUCCCAGCUCCCUCCCAGCAUGUCCCAGCUCAUUCCAGUAUGUCCCAGUCAAUCCCAGCAUGUCCCAGGACCAUCCCAGCAUGUCCCAGCUCAUUCCAGGAUGUCCCAGCUCAUCCCAGCAUGUCCCAGCUCCAUCCCAGCAUGUCCCAGCUCAUCCCAGUAUGUCCCAGCUCCAUCCCAGCAUGUCCCAGUCAAUC
This is a messenger RNA of Agelaius phoeniceus (red-winged blackbird), 618 nucleotides long. The record is from RefSeq and is a predicted model, not a curated record. Lineage: Eukaryota; Metazoa; Chordata; Aves; Passeriformes; Icteridae.